Molecule: messenger RNA, 1455 nt
Organism: Puccinia triticina
Lineage: Eukaryota; Fungi; Basidiomycota; Pucciniomycetes; Pucciniales; Pucciniaceae
Exons: 1
Coding region: 1-1455 (484 amino acids)
Source: RefSeq, a predicted model, not a curated record
AUGGCCAGAAGACUCAUCCUGCAUGGCUGCCCGCUGAUUCUCAUCUUUUUCAAUCUUCUCACCAAUGCUUGGCCCAUGCUCCAUCACAAACCACCCAGGAUAACUCACAGCAUCCCCCUGAGCAAUGCUGAGCUGGAAGAGCUCUUGGGCUUCCAAGUCAAUGAUCUGCCAAACUUUCUCGAGUCCGAGGAGUUUCCGGCGGGGAAGGCAGUAGAAGAACUCCCGGCCAUCAUCAACCACCCCUCCGCAUCACCAGCUUCACUAGAGCAUCCUCCUGCCAGUUUUCACCAGGAUGGCUCCAGCACCCACAUUCCUAUGACCCCCUCAGAGAGCCACAUCGAAGCUAUCCAUGCCUUCUACCAUCAUCACCCCAACACUUACAACCCCAUCAGCACAAUCCAAGAUUCAAAUCAUAGUCACAGCUGGGCUCAGCAUCCAGGGUACAUCAAUCCAGCUUUUUAUGGAUCUGAUGAUCUUCCAGCUGGGCUGGAAACAACAGCAGCAGAAGAAGAACUGCCCAUCAACAACUUCAUCCCAGCCGUGCCAUCACCACACUCAGGAGCCUCAGACCAAACUCCUUCCAGCUAUAAUUACCAGGAUUGGUAUGCUCACACCAGCACUCACAUUCCCAUCACACCCUCAGCAAGUAAAGCUAUCAAUGCUUUCUACCAUCAUGAACCCAACACUUACAACUCCAUUGACACAAUUGAAGAUUUGAAUCAUAUUCAAAGCUUGGCUCAGCAUCCAGGGUACAUCAAUCCAGCUUUUUAUGGAUCUGAUGAUCUUCCAGCUGGGCUGGCAGCAGCAACAGAAGAAAAACUGCCCAUCAACAACUUCAUCCCUGCCUUGACAUCACCAACAUCAGGCAAUGCACAUCAUACUCCUUCCAUUUUCUACCAGGAUUGGGAUACUCACAUCCCUGUUACACCCCCAGGAAUCCAGAUGGAAGCUGUCAAUGGUUUCUACCAUGAUCACCCCAACACUUAUGGCUCCAUUGACACAAUUGAAGAUUUGAAUCACAAUCAACCUGAAAGUGUGGCUCCUAUCAAUGGUUUGUACCAUGAUGACCCCAACACUUGCAACACAAUUAACACAAUUGAAGUUUUGGAUCAUAAUCAACCUGAAAAUUUGGCUCAGUAUGCAGGGUACAGUCAUCCAAGUAACCAUAUAUCUCACUCACCCUUGCAGGAUGCACCUCAAGCUAGUAGAUUUAUUUACACAAUUGAACACUGUGAUCAAAACCAGUCUGGCAGUUUGGCUCAGCAUCCCGAGUACAGCCAUAAAAAUAUACCUUUGCAGGUUGCACCCCAAGGCCAUUACCCUGUCAGGUUAUCUGACUAUGAACGUCAAUUGGACAUACAAUAUGCUUCAAAUAUGUUACAUCCAGAGUCAUUUAAGAAUGGACUGCUUUCAAAACAGGCCAUUUACCAACCUGAAUACUCACCAAGUAAGUAA